UUAUGAUCAGCCAUCCGCAAUGACUAUGUUAUUACCAGCGCUUUAUAUAAUAAUCUCCGGUAUGCGUUUCUUGCCCCCCUCUUUAUUGUUGGUUGCUGUUUUUAUUGCUACCAUUUUCCACUGCUGGACAUCUUUGGGAAGUCUACAGUUAAUGUGCACUGAAGCUGAUCAUCAGUUGGGCGUAUGGGAAUGUGCAGUAGGGUGCACAAUAACAGGUGGACAAGUGGAUGGGCAACUUCAUUAUACACCAGACUUGGCCCAACACGUAACUCUCUCUCAUGAAUAGUGACAAAUAGGACGAAAAAAGGGAUUCUCAUUUGCGCAUAUUUCAGUUUCUCUGAGUUUAAUCCUUGCAAACUUUUCAGUUUAACCAAGAAGGUUAAACCUCCAAGUUCAAAACCUUUAAUUUUAGCCUCUUGCAAACUCUUCAGUAUAACACCUUUGAUCUCUUGCAAUUCAGAUGAAAAAUGUUUACAUUUUUUGCAGGUCCGUUUUAUCUUUAUCGCAAAGGGUUGCGCGCGCGUCAGUUUUAACAGCUAGAAACCUUGCGUUAUCCACGAUAGUCCCGUCCCCCAACAUCUGCUUGAAGAUUACCUGUCAUUGAAUGGUACAGUUACUCCAUUUAUCGUUCGCUCCAAAAUUCCCACAAAGGAUUCUUCUAUUGCACCGUUCUUAUUUGAACAAUCCAGGGUCUCAGACAAUUAAAUCCGGAUUUUUGUGACCCCGCACACAGGGAGUCAGUGACCCUGACUUCAGCGCCUGGAUCGCAGAGCUGCCAUUACCCAGCAGCGCCAGAUCACGUAGCUCCGUGCAGGGCUGCUCCGCCAAGCCAGUCACGUAAGCGUCUCCUCUCCGCGGGGCGUCUUGAGGAACUGUGCCGGUGGGUUCUGUUGAAAGGACCGAUUCCAGACGUCUUUUUUGUUAGCUGACGUUCUACGUCGGAAAGGAGAAGGGGUUUGUCAGAGAGGUGCAGGUGCAGAGGGCGAUUCCAGACUGACAGCUGACUGAACUGUGCCAGGAUGUCUCAUCUAGGUCGAUGUUUUAAUCUCCUCCGGGGAGCAGUCCCCAGGGUAGUCUCACAGGUGCCAUGUAGAGGGCUGCAACUGGCCAGGUGUCAGCCUCAGCAACUGGCCAGCCGACCCGCCUCCCUCCUGACCCAGUGGGCACGUGGGCUGAGCACCUGUCCUCCCGGCAACAACCCCAGGAGCAAGCCCACGCCCACACUAGCCUCCCUGCAGCCCUGCCGUCUCAUGAACCAGGCAGCAGAGGCAGUUCCAAAAGAGCCGGAGUCAGUAAAACAGAUCCUUGGCUACCUUAAGGAUGCCCCAACUGCCGCUCUGUACCUGGGUUUGGCUGGCGCCGUCCCAUUUGCACUGCUCCCAACCUACAUGCUGUUCCAGCAGUGCUACAUCCCGGAGAUUGUGUUCACCCACGCGGCCUGCGGAGCGUCCAUCCUGUCCUUCCUGGGGGGCAUCCGAUGGGGGAUCACCCUGAGUGAAGAAGGCCCGCCACCUGAUUGGCUCAACCUGUCCAUCAGUGUGGUGCCCAGUGUAGCAGCAUGGGGUGCCUUACUGGUCCUGCCUGGUACCUCGGUGAUGGUGUGCAUGUUGGGUUUUGCAGGCACCAUGUGGACUGAUGUCUAUCGGCUGAAGGGUUACCCCGACUGGUUCCGUGCAGAGCGGCUCCUCCUGUCGCUGAUUGUGCUCGGCUCCCUCGGCAUCACGCUGGGAAUCUACCUCAGCGACAUGCCUACCAAGAGCCUGAAAGACAGGGAAUAGAGAGAAAGCAACAUUUCUUUAAACACAUAUUUGUCCCCUCUCUUCUCAGAGUGCUUUUUAGUCAGUUUUGGUUUAAUUAUACAUGAGUAAUGGAAUGAAAUCCUCAAUUAAAGAUAGGGAACCAUGAAGAAUAUGCAAAUUUUGUCAGAUGGUAUUGCUCGCUUUGCAAUUGUGUUUUUGCUAUCUAGCCACAAAUUAUUUAGACUAGGCAAAGUCUCCCCAUUGCUGAUACCUUGAAACAAUUGAAAAAAGAAACGUGUAAUGUUACAAUACUGCUAUGAACGCAAUUAGGAAAUAAAAUUUGGAUGAAAUGUUCUUUUAGCAUUCGCACUGAAAUCUUUUAGCAUGUAUGGAUUUAAAAUCUUCCAGAGAGAGACCCCUCCUCCCCCCCAAAAAGAAGUUUAGAUUUUUAAAAAAGACAAAAUAGAAUGCUUGUGAACUUAAGGUUUUGGAAAAAAAACAGAAUCUGUUCUAAGAUGGAGCUGAAAGGUCAGAGACCAGCCCGUACAAUCAUAGAACCAAAAUACCUGUCUCUGUGAUAGUGUAACAAUGCAGUAGAGGGAUUAAUCUGACAGAUGUUUGUCUGCCUUUGCUGGGUAAUUUUCUUGUAAGUUUUUUCACUUAAUUGCUGUGUACACAACUGGGUAUAACCUUAUUUUGUUGUGUUGUUUACCAAUAGCAAAUUGCUGCAGUUUUGUAGAAUUCAUCAUAACAAGCUUUUCUUGCCCUAUGCUAAAUGUGCCCCUUUCUUGUUGUAUUUAUAAACACUAUGCACUCGAUGAGGGACCCACAUUCAAUAAUUUCAGUUUUGUGCUAGUGCCUAGGACCAGUAUUGUACGUUUUCAUGGUACAAAUGUACAUGUAUUGUGAGUCAAUUUGUGACUGAUGCUGCAAUACUUGAAGCAAGAGGAUUUGGAUGAUGAGAAGAUGGCUUAAAGUUAGGCUAGCAAUAUAUCUGGUAGACCUAAGUUUGGUGGAGAUGGAGAAGUGAAAAAGUGAUUUGAGUUGUUGGAUGAAGGUGGCAGUCUGCAGUAAGGAAUAGGCUGGCAUUGCUGGAUACACCAGAAACUUCCACCUGUAUGUAUAGAACUAAGCUGGACACCAGAAUUCUCGCUGUAUCAUUUAAAGCUUUCUCUUGAUGUGUCACAAUGAAUAAAAAUUCAGCUCUGAAAGGGCAAAA
This is a messenger RNA of Branchiostoma belcheri (Belcher's lancelet), 2958 nucleotides long. Its product is annotated as transmembrane protein 69-like. The transcript has 3 exons. NCBI's taxonomy places the organism in Eukaryota, Metazoa, Chordata, Leptocardii, Amphioxiformes, Branchiostomatidae. The coding region runs from base 1020 to 1778 and encodes 252 amino acids. The record is from RefSeq and is a predicted model, not a curated record.